AGGGUAGCAAAGCUUUCAGCCAGCGUUAACCGUUUGCUGUCAGAGGACGUUGCGUGCUUGGUUCGUCCUUAGACCGGUCAGUUAGAGGAUGAAUCAUGAUUCUGCACUAUGCUAGACCGGUGGUUUCAGUCAUUCGGAGCAGGAGUGUAAAUGUUGCCAUUUCCAGGCUAUAUCAUGCGGAUAAAGUUGCAACAGUGGGCUCGCAGCCCGACUCACAGUCUACGGUUUUUCAGGAAAAUUAUGAGCGAAUGCAAGCACUGGUGAAGGAGUUGAAGGACAGAGCAGAGAGGAUCAAACUUGGUGGAGGAGAAAAAGCGAGAAACCUACAUACAUCCAGAGGAAAGCUCCUGCCUCGGGAACGCAUCGACAGACUGUUGGAUCCUGGAUCUCCCUUUCUUGAGUUUUCCCAGUUUGCUGGUUAUCAGUUGUAUGGUAAGGAGGAAGUUCCUGCAGGAGGCAUAAUCACUGGUAUUGGGCGAGUCUCAGGGGUGGAGUGUAUUGUCGUUGCGAAUGAUGCUACUGUCAAAGGUGGAACCUAUUAUCCGGUUACUGUGAAGAAGCACCUGCGUGCCCAAGAGAUCGCACAGCAAAACCAUCUACCAUGCAUAUACCUGGUGGAUUCUGGAGGAGCCAAUUUACCCAGACAGGCCGAUGUGUUCCCAGACAGAGAUCACUUUGGACGCAUCUUCUUCAACCAGGCCCGCCUUUCCUCAGAGGGAACUGCACAGAUUGCUGUUGUGAUGGGCUCCUGUACUGCAGGUGGCGCCUAUGUGCCUGCUAUGGCUGAUGAGAGCAUCAUAGUGCGCAAACAAGGGACCAUUUUUCUGGGUGGACCACCACUGGUAAAAGCUGCUACAGGUGAAGAGGUGUCUGCUGAAGACCUGGGAGGCGCAGACCUUCACUGCAGAAAGUCAGGUGUAACUGAUCACUAUGCCCUGGAUGAUAAUCAUGCCCUUCAUCUUGCUCGAAAAGCUAUACGGAGCUUGAACUACAAGAAGAAUCUUGAUGUUACUGUGGAACCUCCUGAGGCUCCUCUGUUUCCUGCCGAUGAGCUAUAUGGUAUUGUGGGGGACAACCUCAAACGCAACUUUGAUAUUCGAGAGGUUAUCGCCCGUAUUGUUGAUGGCAGUAAAUUUGAUGAAUUCAAGGCAUUCUAUGGAGACACACUCGUCACAGGUUUUGCACGGAUAUUUGGCUACCCUGUGGGAAUUAUUGGCAAUAAUGGUGUGCUGUUCUCAGAAUCUGCAAAAAAGGCUACUCAUUUCAUUGAGCUUUGCUGUCAAAGAAACAUUCCACUCCUCUUUCUUCAAAAUAUUACAGGCUUCAUGGUUGGCAGGGAGUAUGAAGCUGGAGGUAUUGCUAAAGAUGGAGCUAAAAUGGUCACCGCUGUAGCCUGUGCCAAUGUGCCUAAGAUUACCGUCAUCAUCGGAGGAUCGUAUGGUGCGGGAAACUAUGGCAUGUGUGGCAGAGCUUAUAGCCCCAGGUUCUUGUACUUGUGGCCUAAUUCCCGCAUCUCUGUGAUGGGAGGAGAGCAGGCAGCCACUGUGCUGGCAACCAUAACUAAGGAUCAAAGAGCCAGGGAAGGAAAAGAGUUUACCCCAGAGCAGGAAGCUGCAAUGAAAGAGCCAAUUAUCAAACGCUUUGAGGAGGAGGGAAACCCAUAUUAUUCCAGUGCCAGAUUGUGGGAUGAUGGAAUCAUUGACCCUGCUGACACUCGCCUUGUCCUGGGCUUGAGUCUGAGUGCUGCUCUCAACGCCCCCACACAGAAAACCCGAUUUGGUGUCUUCAGAAUGUAAAUCUGUUUUUGUAAAGAUCAGACAUUUAGAAUUAAAUCUAUUUCCUCUGUCUUUUGGGCAGUACACACUAACUUUAUAAACUUGUUUUGUCUUUGUAUGUUUGACAACAGUAAAAUCUGUAAAGCCAA
Messenger RNA from Pimephales promelas (fathead minnow), 1924 nucleotides. It is a transcript of the gene mccc2, whose product is annotated as methylcrotonyl-CoA carboxylase subunit 2. Gene Ontology annotation, biological process: L-leucine catabolic process. NCBI's taxonomy places the organism in Eukaryota, Metazoa, Chordata, Actinopteri, Cypriniformes, Leuciscidae. Gene Ontology annotation, molecular function: methylcrotonoyl-CoA carboxylase activity. The record is from RefSeq and is a predicted model, not a curated record. Gene Ontology annotation, cellular component: mitochondrion; methylcrotonoyl-CoA carboxylase complex.